UGGGCGGGCUCGGCUUCGGGCCUGGCCCUCUUGGCGCGCUUCUUCUUCCUGGGCCAAGUUGCAUCUGGGGACCUCGCCUUUCUCCACUUCGCCGGGCGACAUGGCCAGCGACCGGGAGAGCCAGCGCCGCCGCCCGUCGCCGGACCCCGUGGCGGUGCUGCGGGGGCACCGCGCAGCCGUCAGCGACGCCUGCUUCCACCCCGACCUCCCGCUCCUCUUCUCCGGCGCGGCCGACGGGGAGCUCAGGGUCUGGGACACAGCGAGCCACCGUACCGUCUCCUCCAUCUGGGCUCACGGCGGCGCGGCUGGGGUGUAUUCCAUCGCUGCAGGCUCCGGACUUGGGAACGCGAUCAUUAGCCAGGGCAGGGAUGGUUUGUGCAAAGGCUGGGUGAUUGAAGAAGCUGGGCUCUCAAGGAGGCCCAUAUUUACAAUUAAAACAAGUACAUACCAUUUCUGUAAGAUGUCACUGGUUAAGGUUCCAUGUUCUGCACAUGGCACACAAACUAAGUUGAAUGGCUCAAAUAUUGGCCCUGAGCCGCAAAGAGUACCUAUUGAAGAUAAUACAGGAUCAGAUGUUUUAAAUCCUGCAGAAGGAACACAAGAAUAUGAUCAAGGCAGUUCCUUGGAUGGACAAAAUAUAUUGACAAUCGCUGGUCAAGAAUCGUCUGAGGUUGAACUAUGGGACAUUAAAAAUUCAACAAAGAUAAUGUGUUUGCCCAAAAGAUGCAGUGCUAAUAUGACAGGUCACCCUACCAAGCAAAAAGGUCUAUGCAUGGCUGUGCAAGCUUUCAUCCCAUGUGAAUCUGGAGGCUAUGUUAAUAUUUUAUCAAGUUAUGAAGAUGGAAGCACUCUUUGGUGGGAUGUACGAAAGCCUGGGUCACCCUUAUCUUCAGUGAAAUAUCAUUCGGAAUCAGCUUUAUCCAUUGCUAUUGACGGUUUAUGCACCGGUGGGAUCUCAGGAGGUGCUGAUAAUAAAAUAGCCAUGUUUUCCCUUGAUCAUCAGAAGGGCAUGUUUUCUCUCAGGAAUGAAAUAGAAAGUGAGAGACCUGGUAUAGCGGGUACAGCGAUUCGGCCAGACAACAAGAUUGCAGCAACUGCUGGUUGGGAUCACAGGCGAUCACAACUUUUAUCUGGGGAGCCGGCAAGCUUUGAGAGGAAGGGGAUGGAGCCAGAGGCUAAGCUUCGAGUGUAUAACUACAAUAAAGGAAAUGCUCUGGCCAUUCUAAAGUAUCACAGCGCUACGUGUGCCGCGGUGGCUUUCUCACAUGACUGCAAAUUGUUGGCCUCUUGCUCGGCGGACACCACGGUUGCGUUAUGGGAGCUGUAUCCCCCGAAAACACCCAGCAAAAUUGACAUCACAACCGAGGAGGCUGAGAAAUAGAAUGUGAUCAUGGUGUCAUAUGGUCAUGAUGUUUGUAACUUGGUGAAAAAUCAUAUAUGUUGGCUUCAAAUGGAUUGAUAAAGAAAUUUCCAUACAUGUUGAGGACAUAGUAAACAGUGAAAUGUGUGUGGGAAGAAAGGGAACGUUCAUCGGUCAUCUGUAACUUAACCUAGUUAUUGUAAUAUAGUGUUGCUUUGCUCAAAAACUUAUAUCCCAGCCUCCGAAUUGCUCAUAUAUUUUUCACGAAAUCCAAGUUUGUAGAACUAAACUGUUAUAAGAUGAUCAUUGCCUGGCAAGAUAAUUUUUGGUUUGAA
This is a messenger RNA of Hordeum vulgare subsp. vulgare (domesticated barley), 1695 nucleotides long. RefSeq names its product protein DECREASED SIZE EXCLUSION LIMIT 1-like. The transcript is spliced from 14 exons. The record is from RefSeq and is a predicted model, not a curated record. Lineage: Eukaryota; Viridiplantae; Streptophyta; Magnoliopsida; Poales; Poaceae. Bases 101 to 1381 code for a protein of 426 amino acids. Gene Ontology annotation, molecular function: protein binding.